Molecule: messenger RNA, 1575 nt
Organism: Callorhinchus milii (elephant shark)
Lineage: Eukaryota; Metazoa; Chordata; Chondrichthyes; Chimaeriformes; Callorhinchidae
Product: high-affinity choline transporter 1-like
Exons: 8
Coding region: 1-1575 (524 amino acids)
Biological process (GO): choline transport; transmembrane transport; acetylcholine biosynthetic process
Cellular component (GO): plasma membrane
Molecular function (GO): choline:sodium symporter activity
Source: RefSeq, a predicted model, not a curated record
AUGUCAGUAAAUAUAGCAGGCGUUGUGUCGGUGGCCAUAUUUUAUCUUCUUAUCCUUGCUGUUGGCAUUUUCGCAGCGAAGAAAGCCUCCAAAAUAGAGGGAGCCUGUGAGGGCAACAGAACUGAAAUGGCUAUGAUCGCAGGACGGAAAAUGGGAAUUGUGCUUGGCAUUUUAACAACCACCGCAACCUGGGUUGGUGGUGCAUAUAUAAACGGCACCGCUGAAAUGGUGUAUCGACCAGAUGCUGGAUUAGUAUGGACCGUAGCACCAUGGACUACUCUGUUGUGUAUGUUAAUCAGUGCACUGUUCUUUGCUAAGAAAAUGCGAAGCCAGGAGUAUGUUACCAUGUUAGACCCUUUCCAGCAACGGUAUGGGACCCGUAUAGCAAGCUUGUUGUUUGUUCCUGCUGUAAUCAGUGAAAUAUUCUGGACUGCGGCAAUACUGGCAGCUUUAGGGACAACAUCAAGUGUCAUCCUGGGCCUGGAUAAGAAUCUCUCUGUGGUGAUCUCAUCCUCUGUCGCAAUGAUCUAUACAUUACUUGGGGGACUUUAUUCUGUUGCAUACACUGAUGUUGUCCAAUUAGGAUGUAUCUUCAUUGGGUUGUGGUUAUGUGUGCCGUUCACACUUCUCAAUGAUGCUGUUACCAGUAUUCGAGUCACAGCAGUUAAGGAGGUCUACCAGAAACCCUGGAUUGGAAAAAUUGAUGAGAAGUUUAUUGGACAAUGGAUCGAUCAUCUUUUGCUCAUGGUACUGGGAGGGAUACCUUGGCAGGUUUAUUUUCAAAGAGUGCUGGCGUCUUCCUCAGCGAAAGAUGCUCAAAUAUUAUCGAUAGUGGGAGCAUUUGGAAGUUGCAUAAUGGGCAUCCCUUCCGUCUUGAUUGGAUCAAUUGCAGCCUCUACAGACUGGAAUCAGACCUCUUUUGGUUUGCCGUCGCCUUUUGAGAGGAACGAAGCUGCCAUGAUCCUCCCUAUUGUGCUGCAGUAUUUGUGUCCGCCCUACAUUUCUGUAUUUGGAAUCGGUGCAAUUGCAGCUUCAGUCAUGUCCUCCACUGACUCUUCGCUCCUUUCCUCGAGUUCCAUGUUCACCCAUAAUAUCUAUCGAAAAAUCUUCAGGGCAAAGGCUUCGGAGAAGGAAAUCCUGUACGUGAUGAGAGCCGCAGUGGUGGUGGUUGCAACCCUUUCCACCAUUCUCUCUCUGUGCACCAGCACCAUCUACGGCCUUUAUGCCCUAAGUUCCGACAUUGUCUAUGUGGUUCUCUUUCCUCAGCUUGUCUGCGUUCUGUACGUCCCAUGCGUGACUCGCUUUGGUUUUGUGACUGGCAUUCUGACUGGAGCGUUGCUGAGGCUUGCUGGGGGCGAACCCCUCUUUCACUUUCCCGCUGUUAUUCUCUAUCCUGGUGGUUAUUUCCAUGACAAUGACUACGUUCAGAUUUUUCCCUUCAAAACAUUCGCCAUGUUGUGCUCACUGAUAGUGACUGUUACCUUGUCGUAUGUCAGCAAACUCAAGUAUCCACGUACACCAGUUAUUGCCUUUAACCUGAUAGAGAGAGAAAGUGAGAGAAGAGACACAGACUGA